Messenger RNA from Oryctolagus cuniculus (rabbit), 3994 nucleotides. It is a transcript of the gene RNF20, whose product is annotated as ring finger protein 20. The record is from RefSeq and is a predicted model, not a curated record. Gene Ontology annotation, molecular function: metal ion binding; ubiquitin protein ligase activity. Lineage: Eukaryota; Metazoa; Chordata; Mammalia; Lagomorpha; Leporidae. Gene Ontology annotation, cellular component: nucleus; HULC complex.
ACUCGGGUUGCUGCCACCGGUACCCGUCUUCUGGAGCUUGAAUUGGAAGCAGAGUAGUCUCGGUGAUGGCAGGUUUGCCUCCUGAAGUAGCCGCAGCGCUUUAACAUCCGUUCCGCCCCCCCUUUGAGCUCGGAAAUUCUGGAAGUCAGGAAAACAGCUAUCAGCUUUUGCCAAAAUGUCAGGAAUUGGAAAUAAAAGAGCAGCUGGAGAACCUGGCACUUCUGUGCCUCCAGAAAAGAAGACAGCUGUUGAAGAUGCAGGGACCACAGUGGAAACAAUUAAGCUGGGAGGUGUCUCUUCAACGGAGGAGUUAGACAUUCGAACAUUGCAAACCAAAAAUCGCAAGCUGGCAGAAAUGCUGGAUCAGAGGCAGGCCAUUGAAGAUGAACUCCGUGAGCACAUUGAGAAACUGGAACGACGACAGGCCACUGAUGAUGCCUCACUACUGAUUGUCAACCGGUACUGGAGUCAGUUUGAUGAAAACAUCCGUAUCAUCCUUAAACGUUACGAUCUGGAGCAGGGUUUGGGAGACCUACUCACAGAGAGAAAAGCCCUUGUUGUGCCUGAACCAGAACCAGACUCUGAUAGCAAUCAGGAACGUAAAGAUGACCGAGAGAGAGGGGAAGGGCAAGAGCCAGCUUUCUCUUUCCUUGCUACUUUGGCCAGCAGUUCCAGUGAGGAAAUGGAAUCUCAGCUGCAGGAGCGUGUGGAGUCUUCCCGCCGAGCUGUGUCCCAGAUUGUGACUGUUUAUGAUAAAUUACAAGAAAAAGUGGAGCUUUUAUCUCGGAAGCUAAACAGUGGAGAUAAUCUGAUAGUGGAGGAAGCAGUGCAAGAGCUGAAUUCCUUCCUUGGACAAGAGAACAUGAGGCUGCAGGAAUUGACAGACCUCCUUCAGGAGAAGCAUCACACCAUGUCUCAGGAGUUCUCUAAGUUGCAGAGUAAAGUGGAGACAGCUGAGUCACGGGUAUCUGUCUUGGAGUCCAUGAUAGAUGACUUGCAGUGGGAUAUUGACAAAAUUCGAAAGAGGGAACAGCGACUCAAUCGACACCUGGCAGAAGUCCUGGAACGGGUGAAUUCGAAAGGUUAUAAGGUGUAUGGAGCAGGGAGCAGUCUAUAUGGUGGCACAAUCACUAUCAACGCCCGGAAGUUUGAGGAAAUGAAUGCAGAGCUUGAGGAGAACAAAGAGCUGGCUCAAAACCGUCACUGUGAACUGGAAAAACUUCGCCAAGACUUUGAGGAGGUCACUACCCAAAAUGAAAAGCUGAAGGUGGAAUUGCGAAGUGCUGUGGAGGAAGUGGUUAAGGAAACUCCAGAAUAUCGCUGCAUGCAGUCGCAGUUCUCUGUCCUGUAUAAUGAGAGCCUGCAGUUGAAAGCACACUUGGAUGAGGCCCGGACCCUGCUUCAUGGCACCAGAGGAACCCACCAGCGCCAAGUUGAGCUCAUUGAGCGAGAUGAAGUCAGCCUUCAUAAGAAGCUAAGGACUGAAGUGAUCCAGCUAGAAGAUACGCUGGCCCAGGUCCGCAAGGAGUAUGAAAUGCUGAGGAUAGAAUUUGAGCAGACUCUUGCUGCCAAUGAACAAGCAGGCCCUAUAAACCGGGAGAUGCGCCACCUCAUCAGUAGCCUCCAGAAUCAUAAUCACCAGCUGAAAGGUGAGGUGCUAAGGUAUAAGCGGAAAUUGAGAGAAGCCCAGUCGGACCUGAACAAGACACGUCUGCGGAGUGGCAGUGCCCUCCUGCAGUCUCAGUCUAGUACUGAGGACUCUAAGGAUGAACCUGCAGAGCUAAAACAGGACUCUGAGGACUCAGCUACCCAAUCCUCAGCAUCAAAAUCUUCUCAGGAGGAUGUCAAUGAGAUUAAGUCCAAACGGGAUGAGGAGGAGCGAGAACGAGAAAGGAGAGAGAAAGAGAGGGAGCGAGAAAGAGAGCGGGAGAAGGAAAAGGAGAGAGAACGAGAAAAGCAGAAACUAAAAGAAUCAGAAAAAGAGAGAGAUUCUGCUAAGGAUAAAGAGAAAGGGAAACACGAUGAUGUAAGGAAAAAGGAAGCGGAAAUUAUCAAACAGUUGAAGAUUGAACUCAAGAAGGCACAGGAGAGCCAGAAGGAGAUGAAGCUGCUGCUAGACAUGUACCGCUCUGCCCCAAAGGAACAGAGAGAUAAAGUUCAGCUGAUGGCAGCCGAGAAGAAGUCCAAGGCAGAGUUGGAAGAUCUAAGGCAAAGACUCAAGGAUCUAGAGGAUAAGGAGAAGAAAGAGAACAAGAAAAUGGCCGAUGAGGAUGCCCUGAGGAAGAUCCGGGCAGUGGAGGAGCAGAUAGAAUACCUGCAGAAGAAGCUGGCCAUGGCCAAGCAGGAGGAAGAAGCUCUCCUCUCUGAGAUGGAUGUUACAGGUCAGGCCUUUGAAGAUAUGCAGGAGCAAAACAUCCGUUUGAUGCAGCAGUUACGGGAGAAGGAUGAUGCCAAUUUCAAGCUCAUGUCAGAGCGUAUCAAGUCCAAUCAGAUCCAUAAGUUGCUUAAAGAAGAGAAAGAGGAGCUGGCAGACCAGGUUUUGACUCUGAAGACUCAGGUUGAUGCCCAAUUACAAGUAGUAAGGAAACUAGAAGAGAAGGAGCAUCUGUUACAGAGCAACAUUGGCACAGGGGAGAAGGAGCUGGGUCUUAGAACUCAAGCCUUAGAGAUGAACAAACGCAAGGCAAUGGAGGCAGCCCAGCUUGCAGAUGACCUCAAAGCACAGUUGGAGUUGGCUCAGAAGAAGCUACAUGAUUUUCAGGAUGAGAUUGUGGAGAACAGUGUCACCAAAGAAAAGGACAUGUUCAAUUUCAAACGAGCUCAGGAGGACAUCUCUAGACUUCGAAGGAAACUUGAGACCACAAAGAAACCAGACAAUGUACCCAAAUGUGAUGAGAUUCUGAUGGAGGAGAUUAAGGAUUACAAGGCACGUCUGACCUGUCCAUGCUGCAACAUGCGUAAAAAGGAUGCUGUACUUACCAAGUGUUUUCAUGUGUUCUGCUUUGAGUGUGUGAAGACACGCUAUGACACCCGCCAGCGCAAAUGUCCCAAGUGUAAUGCUGCUUUUGGUGCCAAUGAUUUCCAUCGCAUCUACAUUGGUUGAACCAAGUUAUGAGAAGAGAAGCUGACUAGACAGGCACUUAUUCAUUAACCACCAGACCUCUACCUCUUCUCUCCUUGACAGUUUGUCAACUACGUUUCCUCUAUAGACUUUAUGUCAAGCUCUCCUCUCCAAUAGCUAGAUGACUUCAGGGGACAGGACUGGUAAAUGCAAGUCUUGGGUUUUAGAAUGAAUUAGAAACAAACAAUUCUUAUUUUUCGUCGCUACCAGCUUUGUUUAUUUCCGGCUUUUAGACUUUUCAACAUUUUCUUCUUCAGGCCCAUCAUUCCUCCUGAAGAAGUUACGUUGGUAUUUUUUUGACAUGGAAAGGGAACAAAGUGGAAACAACACUAUUUUGGGGGAGUGAUCUUUUAGAAGUAAGCUAUCUAUGGGCACAAACUUUUCUUGAUUUGGGUAGUAUACUUUUUGUAAACUUAGAUUAUAAAAUAGUAUAGUUGUACUACUCUUUCCUGGAUGGUUUGAAGCCUUAAUGAAAUUAUGUCCAGGAUAAUUCAAUCCAUUUCCCCUUUACUAGCAAAGUAACUUUUAAGGUCAGCUGGCUUCCUUGUUGAAGUUAUUUAAGUUUUGAAUUCAGCUACUUGACGUCUUUGAAUUUCUUGAGGCCAGAAUAAUGUCAAAUGAUAUAACACCCUUUGUCUUCUGAUGAAAUCAAGAUUGGAGAGGAUUGGGGGGAGGGUGCAAAACUAAGAAGGUGAAGAGAUUUUUCUGGGUGCUCUUGGAACCCAACACAGAGAGGCCUCGGGGAGCCAUGAAUUACUCUCAUCCUCUUCUCCACAGGGGUUCUUGCAAUCCCUGUUUUCCAGAAGAUCCUCUGUAAUGUUUUGUGGGACUUUAUACUGCACAAGCUUCAAUUAAAGCAGGACUCAGUUUGCA